Messenger RNA from Fopius arisanus, 2334 nucleotides. Its product is annotated as CCAAT/enhancer-binding protein delta. The record is from RefSeq and is a predicted model, not a curated record. Gene Ontology annotation, cellular component: nucleus. The coding region runs from base 613 to 1728 and encodes 371 amino acids. Gene Ontology annotation, molecular function: RNA polymerase II cis-regulatory region sequence-specific DNA binding; DNA-binding transcription factor activity, RNA polymerase II-specific. The transcript is spliced from 5 exons. NCBI's taxonomy places the organism in Eukaryota, Metazoa, Arthropoda, Insecta, Hymenoptera, Braconidae. Gene Ontology annotation, biological process: regulation of transcription by RNA polymerase II.
GCAUCUCGAAUGACGUGUUUGCCGAGCUCUCAUCCCACUCUCCUACAAAUCGGACUUGCUAUUGGCUGCACAUGACGUUAUCUAUCUACUGAUUGGUGAAAUAUGACGUGUUCGGGACUUGAGGUGGUUUAGUGACGUUUGCGCUGAUCUCCAACCCGACAUCGCUGGUCGCUGGUCGCUGGUCGCACUCGUCAGAGCCCAACGCAACAGUAGUAAGCAGCAGUCGAUUCAUCAUCGCUCACUCCUCUUCUCCUCUUGGUUCUCUUGGCAAUCAUCUCACCAAUAAACAAAUAUUAUAAAAAUACCCAAAAAUAAAGUGAAUUAUUACAAGGAAGGUCCAUUCAAUUGAGGUCCUUCAAGUAAGUUAACUAAAGAAAAAACCGUUCCAAGUGGAAGGAGAACAUCAAACCUAUCGAUUUAGGGAGGGCCUACACAAUCCCUCCCAUUUACGAGCGUUCAACGGCCAGCAACAUUUCAUUAGCGCGAGGGGGCGAGUUUACACUGCCACUAAGAACAGGAACGAAUCUAUUCCAGGUAACAGCACCAUGCAACGGAAAGGAGAAUCCGUCAUUUGCUUCUCAUGGCGUGAACGCGCAGACUGCGUCGACGGUUAUGGCGAAAGCAAUUGUUACCGACUUGUUGGAGACACCGGUGAUGGAAAUGAAGGAACCCUGGGGCUCACUGAGUACCAAGACUUCCUCAAGCAACGAGGAGGAAAAUACAGUUUUUUCAAUUUGGGAAGAGAAUUAUCAGGACCUGAGCAACUUUUGUAUGGGCGCGUUCCAGGGACAAUGCCCUUUUCUUAUAGGUGAAUCUGAGACAGCAGAGCAUUUAGGUGAGAAAAUGGACGAUAAAAGCGUUUCGACGACUUUGGGGACAGUUGCAGUGGGUCAGGGGGUAAUUUACGGGAGUAAAACAUUGGAGAAGAACAAACAAAUAAUGGAGGGUGGGAAGGACGUUAUUAACACACAAAUGAUCCAUAAAUACAAACCCAAGGAGGAGAAAAUUGACGAGGUUAUAGGUAUGCCAGACGUAUGGUUGGAUUCACCUAAAUCAUCAAUUGCAAUGAGGACCGAUGAGUGGAUUCAAUUGGUGGAUAAUGAAAGGGUGAAUGAGCCUCUUCAGAGGGAUAACUGGGAUGUUAUUAAUACAUUCGACAAUACUGAGCAGAAUUCGUUUGAUCUACUGUCUUACUUGUGCGAUGAUAACCUCCAAUCACCAGACGGUAGUGUCUCGCCAGAUUCAAUCAAACUAUCCAGCCAAAAAAUGACACAUCAUUCAGCUUUCAGUAAUAGGAAACCAAUAAAAAUAGAUAACAAACCGGAAACAGUAACGUCGUCAAGUAUAUCAAGUUCGAUCACACAUUUGGAAACCUCAACGACAUCGUCAUUACGAACGACAAGAGCAAGAUUCAUCCCGAAAAGAUUCAAACCGGAGCCAAUGAUUGAAUCGAUACACAUCAGAACGACAAAUCGGGGAAAAAAACGAUCCAUCGAGAGUGAUUCAGAUGACCGGAUGUCCGAAUGUAGUUAUCGAGAGAGUAGAGAGAAAAAUAACGAAGCAUCGAGAAAAUCAAGAAUGAACAAGAAGGUAAAGGAGAGGGAGAUGAUGGCAAAAGCAGGACAAUUGGAGAAGGACAAUAGACUCUUGAAGAUGAAGGUGGAGGAAUUGGAGAAAAUGGUUACGUCGUUGCGAGCUGCAAUAUUGAGAUCAGCUCUAAAGAAAUAAAUUCCAAUUCAACGUAUCAUAAACAAAUAUUAUGAUUUCUAAAUGAGCUUUAUUAUGAAUAGUCCUCAUCAAACUGAAGAAAUUGUAUUUUGCUUACUUUCUUUUUUUUUUUCUCAAAUUGACACAACUAAUUUGAUAUAAGGAAAAGUAUAGUCAAGAGCAGAAAUAUUUUUUAUAGGCAUAUAAAGGAUGAUUUGUGGGGGAAAUAGAAUCCAUUAAUUCCAAUGUUAUGAAUUUUAACGGUUAUUGCUUGAGGAAAAGUGAAAAGUUUAUAAAAAUAUUGAAAAUGCAAAUUGCUGCUAGAAUUAUUUCUAGGUUAUUUCAUGUAUAUCUCUCGGUUUGGAGAAGAAUAAUAGUAACUAAUUUUCCACAUCAAAUAGUUACAAUUGUUCUUCAGAUGAAUUCAACUAAACCAGUUUUUACACAAAUAUGCGUGAAUCUUUAUGCUUCUCUCUGGUAUAAUAGUUUUUAUUAUCAAAUAUUGCUUUUAUAUUCUGUCAGCUCCGAUUUAAACCUAUUAGUUGUUUGUAGAAAUGUGUAAAUGAAAUAUUUGCAAUAUAUUAUAUAUUUAGUCUAUCAAUAAAUGCAUGUUUCCAUUAUCUUAAA